CGGUAUCAGUGCUCGACACCGAUAGCUGCUCCGUUUACUAAUCGAUCAUUCCGGGUGUCGGGAGUCCGUGCAAAGUAGAUGCAAGUUGGUGUGCCUAUUUGAGAGGACGCAUACUUCGCAAGGACACUUCGCAAGAUGUUAGUUGAAAUUGUGUCGUGAAAAAUGUUGAGGACCAACAACAGCAACUCGUCGGAACGAAACACCAUUUGAGACGACCAACGAUACCUUCUCCGCUUCGUUGCUGCACCGCUCCAAGUGGUUACGAUUAUGAUGAGAUAACAAACGCAGAAUGAAAUACAGUGGCAGUAACCUUCUUGGUUAUGCAGUUUACGCAUUUAUUCUAUUUUUUAACGUUAUUCAUGCAGAAAGUGGUGUCACCUGCAAAGAUCAACAAGGACGAGUCUAUGAAAAUACUUUUAUAUACAUUCCUGGCCCGGAACCCUGUACAUUAUGUGUAUGUGAUAAUGGCAAUCCAAAGUGGUGUAGAGCACUUGUUUGCAAGUAUGCAGAGGUAUUUCAAGAAUAUUGUAAAUCUACCCGGCAUAUCUGUUGCCAAUAUAUUUGUUUGGAUGAUACGGUGUUAUCUAUACCCAAUGACAAAUCUGAUGGGAUUGAUAGCAACGCAAACGACGCUGCCACAAAUUACGAUAUAGGACUACGAUCUGUUGCUAGUUUUGUAACAGCUGUAUUGUCGUUGAGUCUGUUAUUUUUUUUAAUACACCGUUUGCGCCAAAGAAAGAUACGAGUUUGCGUGGCAGGAAGACAGAACAGACAGUUAGCAGAGGACCAAAGAAACUUAGGUAGUAUGGGAUAUUUAGAACGAGAUGGAUUGUCGCAUGGUGUUCCUAUGGAUGACAUUCCAUGUGGAGCUAGUUAUCCAUUGUGGAAACCACCGAAUAAUUAUUUUCCUCGUGGCGAGGCUCCACCACCUUAUGAAGAAGCAGUAGCAGCAGCGAGAGCGGAACAAGCUCUUUUAUCCAUGAACCCACAAACGCUUCCGCAAUUCAAUUUUCCAAACACCUAUUUGCCAAAUACCAAUAGUCGUACGAGUAUAUCGUUAGUAGGAAGCACUCAAAGUGGUAUAAAUCGCAAUUCGUCAACAUUAAUAUGCGACAGUGGCAUAACGGAUCAAAGUGGCUUAAUCUCAACGCCAAGUAGACCAAUAUCGAAUCCAAACAUAUAUGCUAGCUAUCGGCAGUCGAAUCAAAACGAAACGUUAUCACCGAGUGUUAGUGUAGGAACUUCUACGACGAGUUUCACAAUGGGAACAAGUACUUACGAAAAUUUACCUACUCCCAUUGGAAUUCCGAACUUCGUUAAUCAGCGUCCUGAUGUAACUGCACAACCUUUAUCCAACUUCACCCAACAACAAUCUACUAUUCCGAAAAGUUAUCAAACGCAUACCACCCUUCCUCGACAAACUGGAGCAUUUACAAUAUCCGCAACCUUACCAAAUUCUAGUGUGACUGCUCAUCGUACAAUUCCUAGGACUUUAACAACUCGUACCGGUGCUAAGUUACAAGAUAUUAUAAAUGAUUGCACUCAGAAAGAAUUUUUACGAUCUACGAUAACAACUGAUAUUACUACUACGUCGAACAUACCACAUUCUUCGCAACAAAAUGCUGUAACUAAAUUAGAAAAUUCAAGGGAAAAUACAAAUCCAGAAACAUUUCGUGAAGAUGUACAAAUACAGCCUUCUUCUGCUUCUUCCUCAGGAUUGCAACAAAUUGAAAGACAACCAUUGGAUCCUAAAAUGGAACUAAAAUCUCAUGAUUUUAAGCCACCAUUAAAUAUAGCUAAUGGAAUUAAUGAAGAAGGAAGUUUUGAAUCGGUAGCAUGCACUUGUAGCAUGCAAGCUCUUUCUACUCUCCACGACGAUACAGAUGAUUACAGAAGCGAAUGUGAAAAUUGUAAAAGCGCAACAGGUUCUCGUUAUUACUUAGAUAACGAAGAUGAAUUAAUUACGUCUCCGCACGAAACUAUGACGUUACAUAGAAGACCAGAUGAAACAGCUUCAAAUGUUACUCCUCAGUAUUAUAGAACUUCACUCACACUGCCUAUAAGUACCCGUCAACGAACAAGGAGCACUGGCAUUCGUGAAAAUUGGUUCAACUCAAUGCCUCAAAGUUCCACAGAAUCCUCGGAUGAAAAUUGAUUGCAGUUAUGUGUUUCCUGUGCAUCGUAUAACUAUUAAAAUGAUUUAUAUUACACUACCAUUGAUCAAAAUUCAAUAUUAAGGAAGACGAACAAUGUUCAUAUUUUAUUGCGUUGCAGACAACGUUAUAUUGUCGGUAAAUAGUAUUACAUUGCCAAAUUUCAGAGUUAUGGUGAAACUUUUUCUAUCUUGUUCACUGUAUAUAAACUAUUCACACACAUACUCAAAACUAUGUAUGACCUAUGGAAAAUAUGAGUCACGCUUUUGCUCUCACGGUUUUUCUUUACAUGUUAUUAAACUUUGAGAGCAAAGUUUAGAUAAUAUAUUUAUUGCAUAGCAACUUACAAUUCCAAUAUGUUUAAGGACGUAACUACCUAAAGUAUUUUUAACUAUGUUCCAUGCAUAUCAUUUGUUAAAGAUUCAUCAACAGAAUUGAAAAUUGAAUUUUUAUCGUUUUUAUUACAGAAUUCCUUUAUUGUUUUGUCAUGAACAGUAUGAUAUAUAUAUAUAUAUAUAUAUAUAUAUAUAUAUAUAUAUAUAUCAUACUGUUCUGGAAACUGGAUAACGCAAUAAAAUAUAAAGAACAGAUUAGUUCAUAUGAUACUCAUUGUUACAUAUACACUUUUUUUUAUUUGUUUACCAAUUGUUAAUUUCGAUACCUAUUUACAAUAAUUUCAAUACUAAUUAUUCAAUAAUGUGAGAGAAAAGUGAGUAUAAAAUAGGAUAUGAAGGUUGCAGGUAAGUCAAUGACAAUUUGAUAACUUAUUCGAAUAUUAUUACACUGUUAUAUCAUUAUUUAUAUUAUUCUUAAUUUCUACAUCUCAUUAUUAUAAUAACUUUUUGUGAAAAUCUUAAUGUAGAAGCCUUUAUUUAAUUAUGAUAUUUAAACACAAUAUUCUAGCUUAAUUGAAAAUAUUUUCAUAUAAAUUUUCUUUCCAUACUCUGGUAUUUUGACGAAAAUGGACAAAAGUAAAUCUAUUAGAUAAUGUGCAGUGCACAAGUAUAUAUAUAUAUAUAUAUGUAUAUGUAUGUAUAUAUAUAUGUAUAUAUAUGUUUUGAAGUCUUUUAAGAAUACAUAUCAAUAUUGAGUACAACCUCCAAGUUAUAUAAAAAUUACAUAAAUAUAUUCAUUUUAGUUAAUUUCUCAACACAUUUGUUAAUUUUUGCCGUUCAUUUAGCAUGAAACAUAAGUGUACAAUAUGUUAAAUAAUAGAAAUUGUUUUACGAUUUGUAUAUACAUAUGCUUGAAACAGAUCUAUUGGUUCAAAUAGUCUAAAUCAGCCUUAGUACAUAUAUGUUAUGCUUCUUCCACUUAUCGUGUGAAUGUUGACUCUAUUCUAUUAUAUUUCAGUGUUAUGUAUGCGAGCGUUCGUACAUUUGUGUGUUACGCGCAUACAAGAUAUAAUAUUCGUCUUAAAUCUUUUAAAUUGACAUUCGGGAAAAUGUCUUAUUUCGUAUGUAAAACGUUCUUUUUAUGAUCUUUUCUUUUUUUUUUUUUUUUUUUUUUUGUGAUUUUUAAUGGAAAGUAUGAUUGUAGUUACCCAAAUUUUACAUUCAAACACUCGACUCGCAUAAGAUAUGGUGAAAAUUUCUAACGACUAAGUUUAACAUUUUGGUAUAAGGAUAAACAUUUUUAAGUCUAUACAAUUAUACUCUAUGUAAAGUGAGAAGAAAGAUUUUUCUUAUUGGGGAUUAUUUGUAACAACAUACUUUAUACGAACUACACAUGAGUGAAAUAUUCAUUGUCUCUAAUCGGUGAUUAAUGAUUUUUAACGUAUGAAACAAAAUAUGAAAUGGUCCCCUAAAGCAUGCAAUAUUUAGUAAUUAUAAUAUAUUUUAGUUUAUGGAUAGAAUUUAAGAAUCAGACUGAUCAUAUUUAAUGAUAUACAAAUAUUUCUAUUUGAAUCAAGUCGGUGAUGUAUUUCACUAAAAUUCCUUUCCUAAUGUAAGACAUUUUUUUAUAUUAUUACAAAUAUUCUAUAAAUUAGUAAGGUAUAGGAUGACUAAUUAUUGAUAAUAUGUUAGCAAAGAUUAAUAAGUAUUUUAUUAUCAUUAUGACAUUAUUAAUCUCAUUGUAAUUUUAAUCCGUUGUACCUUUAUGUUUUAUUUUAUAUUUUUGUUAUAUUUGUGAAAUACUUUAAUCAAUCAGUUAGUUAAUCAAAUGUAGGAAAAAUACAAUUAUUUAUUAGUUGUGAUUAUUUUCACAAAUAUUUGUGUGAUCAUGAAUAUUUGUUAUUUCGUACAAAAGUAUAAUAUUAAUUAUCUAAUUAUUGCUUAUAUAUUCAAAAGUAUAUAAAAAUGUAGAAGUAAUAAGUUGCAAAAAUUAAUUAACAAUUGCUGUUACUAAUUUCCUUUGAUAAUUAAAUUUUUGCGUAGAUUUACCACUUUACGUUAAUGAAACAUGCACAGAGAGUACGUUUUGCAGUUCUGCUGCGGAUAAGGAUGUAAAUAGGAGGUGUGUGAUUAAUUGAGAGAAUAUUGGAUAAGUUCGGGCGGACGAACGUAAUAGUGACGAAACAUUGCCUCAAAAAUUACUUUUAAAAUUACUCGUAAGAUACCAAUGUUAUUUUAUGUAAUACAGUAAUAAUAUGUAAACUCUGUGCCAAAUUGUAUAAUUUUUAUAACAUACGUAGGAAGUGAUAUUAACAUUUCAUAAAAUUAUUUCUUUGAAAUAACAAAGCGCUAUAUAUUUUUUUAGUGAAUUUUGGUAUAAUUUGUGUUGUUUUGCCAUUUUAUUUUCAUUACCCAUAAUUAGAAACUAAUUGUAUAAUGCAUCAAAAAGGAUUAAAUAUUUUGAUUCUUUUCAAGACCUUAAUUAAUAAAUUAGUAAAUUAAUUAUUUGGCAAUCAUUUACGACUAAUGAGCAGAGCAGGACAGCUAUGUUAACAGCUAUGAAUGAUUAAAGUUACUACGUCACUAGUUUAUUGAUUAAUAAAAAUUUUAUGUGUACGUAGGAUGUGAAAAUUGUGCAUAAUAUUAGCAAAACAAAAUUUAUUUAAGUUAUAGUUAUAUACAUAUAGCACUUAGCACCUAAAUAAAUCAAAUAAAUUAUCGAGGCAAUUUUUUAUUAUAAUUACGUUCGUCUGAUAGAACAAUGCCACCAUUUCUCUUGUUGGUUACCAUUUAAUGUGUUCAACCCUAGUAAAGAUAUUUAAGCUGCUUAUAUCCCUUAAUGAAUCUGCGAUUUCUUCGUUACGAAUUUCGUAAUUUGAGUGAAUUCUAUGUAUGAGAUAAACAUCGACAAAAUAAAAAUUAUUUCUGUAAUAGUUAA
This is a messenger RNA of Bombus pascuorum, 5426 nucleotides long. RefSeq lists its product as uncharacterized. The transcript is spliced from 7 exons. The record is from RefSeq and is a predicted model, not a curated record. Gene Ontology annotation, cellular component: membrane. NCBI's taxonomy places the organism in Eukaryota, Metazoa, Arthropoda, Insecta, Hymenoptera, Apidae. Bases 290 to 2155 code for a protein of 621 amino acids.